Messenger RNA from Condylostylus longicornis, 2831 nucleotides. RefSeq names its product actin, indirect flight muscle-like. The record is from RefSeq and is a predicted model, not a curated record. Bases 191 to 1321 code for a protein of 376 amino acids. NCBI's taxonomy places the organism in Eukaryota, Metazoa, Arthropoda, Insecta, Diptera, Dolichopodidae. Gene Ontology annotation, biological process: mitotic cytokinesis. The transcript has 3 exons.
UAAACUGAAGAUCAAAAAUAUUUAAAUUCACUCGUUAUACUAACUGAGCCGCCAUCAAAGGGAUCUGCCGAUUCCGUAUACGAACAGAUACCUUUUUAGUAUUUUUAUUUUAAUUUGCAAAAAAAAAGUUUAAUUUUUAAUUCAUUUUUUUAUAUACACGUCGUUAAGUAAUACAUAAAAAUCAGCCAAAAUGUGUGAUGAUGAUGCUGGUGGUCUUGUAAUUGACAAUGGUUCCGGUAUGUGCAAAGCCGGUUUCGCUGGUGAUGAUGCCCCACGUGCUGUAUUUCCAUCAAUUGUUGGCCGUCCACGUCAUCAAGGUGUGAUGGUCGGUAUGGGUCAAAAAGAUUGUUAUGUUGGUGAUGAAGCACAAUCAAAACGUGGUAUUCUAACAUUGAAAUAUCCAAUUGAACAUGGUAUCAUUACAAAUUGGGAUGAUAUGGAAAAAAUUUGGCAUCAUACCUUCUAUAAUGAAUUACGUGUUGCACCAGAAGAACAUCCAGUUUUAUUAACAGAAGCACCAUUAAAUCCAAAAGCUAAUCGUGAAAAAAUGACACAAAUUAUGUUUGAAACAUUUAAUUCACCAGCUAUGUAUGUUGCUAUUCAAGCUGUUUUGUCUUUAUACGCUUCCGGUCGUACAACUGGUAUUGUAUUAGAUUCCGGUGAUGGUGUCUCACAUACUGUACCAAUUUAUGAAGGUUAUGCUUUACCACAUGCCAUCUUACGUUUAGAUUUGGCUGGUCGUGAUUUAACCGAUUAUUUAAUGAAAAUCUUAACUGAAAGAGGUUAUUCAUUCACAACAACAGCUGAAAGAGAAAUCGUAAGAGAUAUUAAAGAAAAAUUAUGUUAUGUUGCAUUGGAUUUCGAACAAGAAAUGGCAACUGCUUCAGCAUCAACAUCAUUAGAAAAAUCAUAUGAAUUACCUGAUGGUCAAGUUAUUACCAUUGGUAAUGAAAGAUUUAGAGGACCAGAAUCAUUAUUCCAACCAUCAUUUUUGGGUAUGGAAUCAGCUGGUAUUCAUGAGACUGUAUAUAAUUCAAUUAUGAAAUGCGAUGUUGAUAUUAGAAAGGAUUUGUAUGCUAACACUGUAUUAUCUGGUGGUACUACCAUGUAUCCAGGUAUUGCUGAUCGUAUGCAAAAGGAAAUUACAUCAUUGGCUCCAUCAACAAUUAAAAUUAAAAUUAUUGCACCACCAGAACGUAAAUAUUCCGUAUGGAUUGGUGGUUCAAUUUUGGCCUCAUUGUCCACUUUCCAAACUAUGUGGAUUUCAAAACCAGAAUAUGAUGAAUCUGGACCAGGAAUUGUACAUCGUAAAUGUUUCUAAACAUUUUUUUUGAAAUGUAUACAAAAAAGCAACAAUCAUAAUAACAAUAAUAAUCAGCAACAGCAACAACUAAAAUAACAACAACUACUACUUAUACAAAAAGAACAACAAGAACAGGAACAGAAACAACCAGCUAUAACGAUUGGAUGUAUAAUAAUUACUUGAAACAACACACGAAAAAGGAAAAUAUUUUUAAUUUUUUUAUUUUUAAUAUUUUAAUUUAUAAUAGUUUUGUUUUUUUUUUUAAUUUUUAAUUAUUUUGUUUUUGUUUUUUUUUUUUUGGUUUAAUUUUUAAAUUUAUUUUUACUAAAAUUUUUUUUUUUAUAUUUUUAAUUAAAUAUUUAAAAAAAAAAUAUUAUUUUUUUUUUACGGCCAAUAAGAAUAUUUAAUUGUUACAAACAAACAAAAUUUUUUUUCUAUUUAAUUAAUUAUAUUAUUAUUAAAAUUUAAUUAAUUUUAAAUAAUUAAUAUAUAAAAUAUUUAAUGUAAUGCAAAUUAAUAACUACAAACAAAUAUAGGUUGAACUUUCUAUCACAUGAAAGAAUGAGACCAAUAUAUUUAUUUUCAAAUCAUUUUAAUAAAAAUAUUUUUAUUUAUACUCAGAAAAAUAAUUUUUGCUUUUUGUUUUCAAUUAAAAUUCAAUUUUUUUUGUAAAAUACAAAAAAUAAUUAUAAAAAUUAAGAUUAAAAAGAAAAACACCCAAUUAUACAUCCAACAAAAAAAAAAAAAACAAAACUUAAUUUAAAAUAAUUAUUAAAAGAAAAAAAAAUUAAUUAAAAAAACAUUUUAUACUUAAAGAAUUAAUAAAAAAUUUUAAAACAAAAAUUUAGACAUUUGGGUUGGGGUUGAAUAAUUAUUAUAAUAUAACAAUGAAAAUUAAAUGCGAAAAUCAAUAAAAAUUGAACAACACACUGAAAAAAAUAAAAAAAAUUCUAAGGAAAACAAAAUUAAAUGCGGCCAACAAAAAAAGUUUCAAUAAAAACAAAAAAAAAAUUUUUUUUUUAAUUUUUUGUCUUUCGCAAAAACGAAAAUAUUUUUGUUACCCCCGGUAUUUGCUAAUAGUCAAACAAUAUAGCAAUAAGAAAUAAUAACAACAAUCAACAACAAAGUAGAAAACAAAUUUUAUUCUGAAAAAUAACAAAACAAAACUAUUCUUCAAUAUUGAAAUAUGAUUCAACAUGUUCGUUCAUACAUAUAUCAAAUAAAAUUUUUGUUUGAAACAUGGGCAAACAAAAUAAUAAUCACAAUCAUACAUAUAUUGCGAAGCUUUUAUCGUACAUACGUCAUUUAUAUCAGUGGCCGGCUUUAAAGAAUAUUUACUUUAAGGUACUACCCAAAAUAAAUGAGUACUAUACUAGAAAAAAAUAUUCACAUUCGCUUAUGUGUAUACUCACAUAUACAUAUAUAGUAGAUAAUAAUUAUGCCACCAGAGGACUGUCUUCGAUUUUAAUUUAAUUUUUUUUUUUUUUUGAAUAUAAUAACAUACAAUAAAAAAAAAAAACCAAAUAAU